AUGUCUUCAGUCGCCGCAACCGAACAUUUCCUUGAAUGCUUCGCUCAUUCUAUCGACCUCCGCCGCAAUAUUUCGAUGGAGCAGUUUUCCAAUAUUUCUCCAAAUAAGCGACAUACCACGCAUUUUAGACGCCAUUCUGCUUCGGAAAACUUGAUUAACUAUCGAUUCGCAAAUGAUGAAACCACUCAGCUAUCUCCUCGUACUGUCUCUAGCUCAAAAAUCCGCACCCUCGAGUCCAUCGAUGAGGCUCUCGCCAUUCCUUCAACGCCUCCACCACUGCCCCAUCACACUAAAGAUAUCUCUUGUGCCCGCCAGCCGCUGCCUCGCUUGCAAUCAUUAGGCUUAUGGAUGGACGUCAAAAAGAGCCCUACACCAAAGAGGGAGCCUCGAAGCAGGAAGACGAGCUAUGCCACGAUCAAAACAGACGCGACAGAUACCCAGCCAGCUUUCGAGAGUGAUGCUUUUGCUGUUCAGAUGCCAACAACAAGGGAACCGAUAAUCGAGCCUCUUGCGUUCUGGCCCAAGCAGCCUCGGGCUUUCCCGAAAUACAGACAAAAGGCCCAGCGCGGCGUAGAAAGAGAGUACAACAAGGAUUUUAUGUCCACUAAAACCAUUGAUAUUCGUGGCAACACGACAGGGCCUUCCCGGGAGGUUGAGUUAGACUUAAAUCCACCCGGAAGAUCACCAACAUUCUCACCAAAAGCCUUUCCAAACAGCUCUCCAUUACCAAAUCAUGAGUGGGCAACGCCAAGGGAUCAUGUCCACGGCCCAAGAUCGGUGAGCCAUUCAAGGCACAUCACCAACCCCCGGAGGCCCAUCGGCUUAACAAACAUCCACUCCAAAGACCAACUUCGAUAUCCAUGCGGUGACGCUGAAACUGUUGCUUCCGGCUCUGUCCUCUCUUUUCCACCGCCCAAGAUAAAAGUGAAGCUCAAAAGGAAGGUCCGGGAGGCUGACUACCCACAGAAGGAGUCGUGGUGGGGUUUGCACCAUCGCUCCUCACCUCAAUCUUCAACAGACAGUUCUCCCACGAAGUCUAGUUUCGCGUAUAACAAUCAAAACGAUGGAAUAUUCAGCAUAGAUACUGGCAAUAUCAUAAGAACCAUGGCUGGAGCUUCCAAUGUAACGCCCAGUGAACCAAAAAAGUUCAAUACAAAGGCUCUACAAGAAGGAGCCAGAACGAGUAGAUGGACAUGGAUGGGGUCCGCAGGCCCUGGCGCCAACAAGCUAUCCGUAACACGGGCACGUACUGCACCAACGACAGCAAAACUAAAUACUUAUGUAGACCCUUUUCUCCUUCACGCCACCCCAGCACCAGCGCAUCCAAAUACACCCACUGUUUCGCAUCCCAGCUCGCCGAAGAAGCUAGUCAGACCGCAUCAACUACCGUCGGUGGAUUUCGAGAAGGGGAAAUUUGACACGGGAGUUAGGCCGGUGGCGAGCCUUGGUUUCUUCGUUCUGAAGAUUUGCCUUUUGAUAUAUUUGCUUGUGGGGCUGUACUUCGUACUGGAUGCCAUCCGGGGUGUUCUGCAUGUGUUGGGGACGCCGUUUCGGCUGGUGAGGAUGGCAGGUAAAUUGCGCUUCAGGGCGGGUAGAGUGGGAGGUGAUGGUGAGGAAGCGGUGGGGCUUGCCCUCUUCGGCGGCUGGUAUAUCACUGUUAGAGAUUCUACGGACUUCUAG
Molecule: messenger RNA, 1680 nt
Organism: Lindgomyces ingoldianus
Lineage: Eukaryota; Fungi; Ascomycota; Dothideomycetes; Pleosporales; Lindgomycetaceae
Exons: 3
Coding region: 1-1680 (559 amino acids)
Source: RefSeq, a predicted model, not a curated record